This is a messenger RNA of Megalobrama amblycephala (Wuchang bream), 2957 nucleotides long. RefSeq names its product transmembrane protein 150B (gene tmem150b). The transcript has 7 exons. Lineage: Eukaryota; Metazoa; Chordata; Actinopteri; Cypriniformes; Xenocyprididae. Bases 1581 to 2279 code for a protein of 232 amino acids. The record is from RefSeq and is a predicted model, not a curated record.
AUCUUUUUUGUGUGUGUGUUCAGCAGAAGAAACAAACUCAUACAGGUUUGGAACAAUUUGAGGGUGAGUAAAUGAUGACAGAAUUUUCAUUUUUGGGUGAACUAUCCUUUCAUUAUGUUUAUUAUGCAACUCUUAACCCUUAAAUGGGUUAAAAAUGGGAAUUGGGAAUGGGAAUGAAAUGGGAAGCUGUCUGAAAGGGAUGUCCAGGUACUGAUUGUAUCCAAGAAUCAUCUGCCCAAAUCACGACAGAAUUAAAUGCGCACCUGGACUCUGUUUCUACCAAAACUGUUCGUCGGGAGUCAAUAUUCAUAGUCAGGCUGCUAUAGCCAAACCUUUGGUCACUUGAGCCAAUGCCAAACAUCGAUUUCAUUGCUGCCAGCAGAGGAAAUAUUGGACUAUGGACAAUGUGAAACAUGUAUUGUUCUCUGAGUCCAUCUUCACUGUCUGGGAGUUACGGUGUGUACACCCGGACUGUUGCCGCCCGGAGUGAAGAACAGGGUGGAUCAGUGAUGAUUUGGGGUGCAAUAUCAUGGCAUUAAGCACAGUAGGGAAUACUGUAGGGAUAACUGUGCUGUGCUUGAUCCAUUGCUGAACUACCAAACUAUUGCUGAAGGACCAUGUGCACCUAAUGGUUCAAACAUUGUACCCUGAAGAGGGUGCUGUGUAUCAGCAUGAUAAUGCACCAAUGCACAGCAAGACAUGUGACAGAAUGAUCUGAUGAAUAUGAAAGUGAAGUUGAGCAUUUCCAUGUUCUGCACAGUCACCAGAGCUAAAUAUUUCUAAGCCACUUUGGGGUUUGGAGAAGCAACUCAGAAAAUGUUUUCCUCCACCAGCAUCACAUAGUGACCCGGCCACUGUUCUGAAAGAGGACUUGUAUCUGUCAUUCCCAAGACAAACUCAUGUUGUAUUGGUUGGAAAAGGAGGCCCUACACCAUAUUAAUAAAUUACUGUGGUCUAAAAAGGUGUUUUCCAUUUAAUUGUCCAACACCUGUAGGCUACAUGUGAUGUUAAGUAAUAAUAAUGACACUAUUUAAAUGUGCAAAAGGUCUUUACCAUGGCAAUAAAUGGCUUAACUAGCUGUAUAAUAAAAUAAUGAGGGAGGACACCAACGGAUUAUCCACUUACAUGCAAGUGAUAUUAUGUCACUAUAGCAAUUCAUCAUGACUGUGGGUGUAAAACGUGAAGAGUGUUUGAACUAAAGCACACAAGCCUCUAAACGACUCAAACUAGUCGUGACUCGUGCAGUUAUAAAUAAAUUAUGCAGGCGCAAAGUCCAUAGUCACAAAGGUUUGAAACCUGUUGGACGUUUACUAUACCGUCAGCUUGAACCAGUCUGGCGAAUCUACUCUUAUUUCGCUGAUUAAUAGGGAUUCAUUUGCCCGCGGAUACUCAAACUCAAAUCAUCCCAUGAUAAGAGUCACUUCUUAGAUCAUAUUUCGUUCACAUUUUGACGCUAGGCCAAAUCUGUACGCAUUUAUACUGGAUAUUCGCAUUAACGAGCAGUUGUGCUGAGUGUUUCUGACUGUAUACAUGCAUAAGCAGCAAGUGUUAUAAGAGAGCGGUGAUCUGAUUGGUCCGUCAUGUGGGCGUGGGCGUUACUUCCUGUCAGUCUGGCAGUGUUUGGAACAAUUGGGCUUUGGGUUGUGUAUGCCAUAGCAGUGUCCAAUAACUCUGUUAAUAUAACUGAAGAAUUCCCUUACAUCAGCACGUGUGGCUCAUACAGCCCCCAGAGCUGCCUGUUUUCUCAGAUCUGCAACAUUUGCUGUGUGUUGGCUCUAUGGAUUGUCACAAUCAGAUUUCAACAGAUCCGGGAUUUGGGUCGUGCAUCUCAUUUAAAUACAGCCGGUCUGGUGCUUGGCUUCAUCUCUAGCAUUGGCAUUUCCAUUCUAGGAAACUUCCAGCAAUCUGUAGUGAUGGGGGUUCAUCUGCUUGGGGCGCUCAUGGCCUUCUUCCUGGGUUUGGCUUACUUCUGGGUCCAGGCGUGGCUUGCGUACUACAGCCCGCCGUCACCUGACCGCAAGUGGGUCGUGCCUGUGCGUGUCAUCCUCUGCAGCCACUGUACUUGUUUGGUCAUCUGCAUGUUUGUUCUCCAUAGCACUGGGUUUCGCUCUGAAGCUGCCAUGUGUGAGUGGGCUCUGGUCAUGGGUUUUUUUGCACUGUUUGGGAUUUUUGCAGCAGAGUUCAGACACAUUGACUUUCACAAGCUCACCGUACAGAAGAAGGGAAUGAAACCCGCCAGUGAUGCUAAUGGUGUGUGGACAUUACAGGAGAUUCACUGAGGAAGAGCUGCAAGUUGUGGCUGUGGUAAUCAGACAGAUAUACAUACAACUGGAACAAACUCACCAUAUAACAUGGACACAACAUUGCUAAAUGCACAAAUACACACAUUAUAUAAAAUGCUCCCAUUUUACACCAUGUUUGGAGUUGAGUUGGAGUUGGAUUUUACAGUAUAAAUUAUAUUGUGGAAAUGCUAUGCUGAAUUUAUGAGCAACAUUGUUUACAUGAUAUGUUAUAUACCUUAAGAUGAUUAUAGUGUAUAAUGUGAGAGGAUAAUCAAUGUAGUAUUCCACUUAUUUAUGUUAUUGUAGUACAACAAACGGUAAUACCUCAAACCGGAUCUCUUUGGUAUGUUUUUUAGCCUUAAUGACUUUGUUUACAUAAUGCUAUUAAGUAUAUUCUGUUAUAAAUAAUUGAAUUUUAUCUGACCAUUAUCAAAGAAAGCUGUUAUUUAAUAUAAAUAAAUAAACAAAUGUGACAAUAUUAACAAUUGCCAAGUCUACAAAUUGAACAUUUAAAGCAAAAAAAUAUGAUGUUAUUCUUUAACUGUUCAGUAAUAUGUAGUAGCCCUAAAGUUUAAAGUCAGCAUGAAACAGAAGUUGCAAUAGCCUUUUCUUCCCUGUUGUGACGUAUGUCCAAAUGGCACUGCUUCUCUAACAAUAAAAAAAUGUAGGGUGGGA